This is a messenger RNA of Carassius auratus (goldfish), 2648 nucleotides long. RefSeq names its product BCL2/adenovirus E1B 19 kDa protein-interacting protein 3-like. The transcript has 6 exons. The record is from RefSeq and is a predicted model, not a curated record. Gene Ontology annotation, biological process: defense response to virus; positive regulation of apoptotic process; mitochondrial outer membrane permeabilization. Gene Ontology annotation, cellular component: nucleus; mitochondrial outer membrane; endoplasmic reticulum. Lineage: Eukaryota; Metazoa; Chordata; Actinopteri; Cypriniformes; Cyprinidae. Bases 78 to 746 code for a protein of 222 amino acids.
UGUGUGCCUGCGUGCCUGCGUGCGUGCGUGCGCGUGCGUGCGCUGAGUGUGUUCGUGCGGUGCUUACAGACAGUCUUAUGCAAGACGCCCAACACAGAGCCACGAUGUCCGACGCUACUGCUCCAGUAGACAACAACGGAGAGCCUGGGUUAAACGGGUCAUGGGUAGAGCUGGAGAUGAACAAAAAUGCCACAUCUCUCUCUUCCUCCGCUGCCUCAGUGCCGCCCCCUUUAGCCCAGAUAGUAGAGGAGGAUGAUGGGAUGGUGGGGGGGCUGGAACAUGUUCCCUCGUCAUCUUCAAUCCACAAUGGAGACAUGGAAAAAAUCCUGCUAGAUGCCCAGCAUGAAUCCAGCCGCAGUAACUCCUCAUGCGACAGCCCUCCUCGACCUCCCAGUCCUCAGGAUGAAGGCCAGAUCAUUUUUGACGUGGACAUGAGGAGGGACAGUCAGGAGGAAGUCAUGGAGGAGAUCAGAGACGAUGAUAUCUUGAUGAAGGAUUCAGACUGGGUCGCAGACUGGUCAAGUAGACCUGAGAAUAUUCCGCCCAAGGAGUUUCAUUUCCGGCACCCGCGGCGUUCUGUGACUCUCAGUAUGAGGAAGUCUGGAGCCAUGAAGAAAGGAGGCAUCUUCUCUGCCGAGUUCCUCAAAGUGUUUAUCCCCUCGCUGCUUCUGUCCCACAUCCUGGUCCUGGGUCUCGGGGUCUAUAUUGGGAAAAGGCUGACAACUCCCCCUGCAAGCUCCAUUUGAACACGGAUCCGAUCAAGUGCCUCAAGCAUGGCCCAGGUGGAUCAGGGAGAACGUUGCAGUUUGUACGAAGAAGCUCCCUGCUGCCCAUUUCUACCCCUUUUAGUCUUUUCUGCAACAUUUCUCCCAUUUUGUUUUUAUAAGUAAUUCCUUAAAGUAGCCUUUCCAUUUUGGGAAGUGAAGUGAUAAACUUCUCCUCAGUUAAGGCCCUUUUCUUUCAUGUUUCCAUUGUCUGUAUCUAUUUUCCAGUUUUGAAUGUCCUAACACCCCCUUUGUACUACUAUUUCAUUUUGGAAGUAUUUGGAGCAUUGCAUGAAACCAAAUGCACACAUGCUAGCUCCACACUAGCUCGAUUCAGCUAGGAGGCAAAAAACAUCCCCGUUUUGGUCCAAUCACACGACCAAAAAGCUGAUAAAGAAUCUCCCCUAGUUUUUCCCUCAAAAUAGAAUCAACCAAAAUAUUUAAGUUAUACGAGCAAGCCUAAGCGCUAGCUAAGAUUUUAUUUAUUUCUACAAAUGCUACCAAUUUAGUUAUUUUAUUGACUUCAAGAGCGGAACGCCAGGAUGAUGGACUUGGAAGUGUUUUGGGAAGGAUAGGGCUCUGCGUAGACCCCAAACACGUUUGGUGAGGAUGGAAAAUGUAAUAACUCGGACAUUAUAUGUUUAUGACUGAAUCACAUGCAAUUUUAUACCAAGUUUUGCAUAAUCUUUUACACAACCCUGACAGAGACAACACCUGUUUCUCUUUAUAUAUAUAUAUAUAUAUAUAUAUCAUCUCAUGAGCAUAGAUUAAAAACCAGUCUGAUGGGGCUGACGGAUCUCUGUAUGAAAAAAAAAGUUCUUGUUUUAUCUGUUUCUCUGUGAUUGUUGUGUUGUGUUUUGUUAGUUUCCUUCACAUACAUAUCAGGACCUAGUGAUUUCUUACUAGGCAUAGCCUACUUUGCAAUACUGCACUAUUUACCAUUAACAUUCAGAGCUGAGAGAAUCUGGCUUCGGUGUUUUAUCAUGCCAUCGUAGCUGUGUCAGACUUUCUGGAAUUUUGUUGUACACUCUCAAACUUCUCAUCUCGUACUGAUUUAUUGCAUUUUCAAUUUCUAGGAAAGUGGGAAGCUUUGAACAACAACUGUGCUGCUCUUUUCCAUACAGCUGAAGCUAAUAGAGAUAAACUGGAAAAGAGCAGCUUGGGCAUCUUUCAAAAUAUCUCCAAAAGUGUGAGUAAUGAAGGCAGAAUUUGAAUUAUUGUGUGAGAUACUAUUCAAACACACUUACACAGUAACAGUCACACACAUUUAGUGAACACUAACACUCCAGCACCACAGGUAACUAUGCUAUCCUGGACAUGAACAUCCAUCUUUGGGAACAGGGUUUCAUUUAGGGUGAAUUAUCUUUAAGUCCAGCUGUGUUUUUGUCUCUUUGUAAGUGUAUUUUGGAUGCGUGCACACGUUCCUUUGGUCUAUCUGAGGAUCUAUACUUCUCCUCGCACACAGCUGCCAAAACCAACUGAGAGCUCAACUCUUAUGAACUUUGUGCCUCGUUUCCUUCAUCAUGUUUGAUACGGCGUCCUGUUGUCAUUUCCUGUCAUCAUGUGCGUGUUUUGUGCCACAAGCUCGUUCUUUUUGUUGUUCUGCGCCAUCUUGGUGAACAUGAGUUUUAGAUGGUUUCUCUUAUGCUUUGGAUUUUUUUUUAAAGUCUUGAACAAUCAAGGCAGACUAGAAGAGAAGGUACAUGAUAGUUAAAGGUUUUAGUUUUUUCUUUCUCACAAAGACAACUCCUUUGUGGAGAUACUUUACUUUAGACUUAAAUGCGAUGAUUGCAUUAAUUGUAAGUUUAUUGAUUUGACAGACCUUUUUUUUCCUCCCCUGUUGGACAAUGAGAAAAGUUUUCAAAUUAAAAUCUUAAAGAACAA